UGCUAAUUGCUUUUUAAUCGAACGCAAAUCGCUUUGGUACAGUUAGUAUGGAAAUUAUAUUCUCCAGUUGAGUUUCAUUGUUAGGCAAAUUUAACCAUCAUUGAAGAUGAAUUUCAAUCUGUUGACCAAGCUUUUUGCGUUCUCAACACUUUUUUGCAUCCAAUCUUCGGUAGCUCUCGAAUGCUUCCAAUGUGACAGUAUUGAAACGUGCAAUGAAAACCGCCCUGCAGUAACUUGUAACGAUGAGAAUGUCAGUAAAACAGCCGCUAUGGCCGAGACGAUUUUCCCAGGAAUUUAUAACAACAUUACCGAUCCCGUUUACUGGUGUAUCCAUGCCCGCGUAGUUAAAACUUCAACCGGAAGCUCGGAACAAGUCCACGACGUGAAAGGAUGCAUAAAGGAACAAUGGAUGGGCUUUUGCAACAACGAACCAGCUACAGAUAUUAAACUGGAGGAAUGCUGGAGUUGCUAUACUGAUCAGUGCAACGGUUCUCGAAGAAGUGCUAUCGAUCAAACCAGUGCCUUUCUGAUUGUUUUUGGAGGACUGAUUACCACACUACUGAUGAAACGGUGAAUUGAAAAAGUUGCGAUUAAAUCGAAAUAUAAGUUAUAUUGUGGUGCAGCGUUUACUUAAGAUGUCAUAAGUAUUCGACACCACCGUGGCCUUUGUCUACAAAAAGAAUUCUUCAUCAACACUAGUCAGCCUCGUUUUUUUUCGCUAACUGAACCAAUUCUCCAACACGACCCAGAUUCAAGGUUCCAGUAUAAGUUGGGAAUAAAGAAUGAAUUUUUUUUUUUUUUAAUUUUUUACCAUCACGAGUCUGACUCGUGGUCUUUGUCUUUCAUUAAAAAUUCCAUCACCACGAGCCAAACUCGUGAUUUUUGUGAGUUGAUUUACGACUCAGAGGUUUGCACAUGCGAGGUACGAAUUCUGGGCUUUAAUCACGAGCUAGACCCGUUCUUUAUUGAUUUAACGUCAGCCCAUUGAUAUAAAAUCAUAUUUAGGGUCAAGGAAGUACAAUUUGAUAGUAACAAGUGAAUUAUCAACUACGGUCCACCUACGGCUCUUCCUAGCCAAUGGCAUAAUCGUUGCACUCCGUGAUUGGUUCGAAAUAAUCAACAUUGCACAAUGAAUUAAGUGAAAGAUUGCUGGGAUCAAGCAACACAAUCUCCCUGUACAGUUUUGAGAAUUUCAGACUUUAAUAUGAACCAAUAACGACGCCGGCCCUGUCCGUGUAGUCGAUCAGAGGAAGGGAAGUGCAGCACAUGUGAUGAGAAACGCGAGAUUUUUGAAACUCAUCUAGUUUUCAAUAAAUUUGAUUAUGAUCAUAAGUAAAUAUUUUUUAAAGUAAGGUAAUAUUACAAAUUGAAAUAUUCUUACCCAAUAUGUAUAUUUAUAUUAUUUCAACUUUGUAAACCCGUAUUGGUUUCUUCGGAAACCUGGGUACAAAAUCACCUCGUCCAAACUUCAACAAAUCCGACUUCAUUCCAAAUUGCAAUGACCAACUCUACCGGAACCUCAAAGAUUUAAAAUUUUUGGGGAUAACUUUAACAGUUUAUAUAGAAAGGGCAAAAAUUUUCAGCAAAAAAAAAAUAUCAAAACAUCUGCUAGUCAGAAAGUCAAAAAGUCAGAAAGCUAGAGCUUCGGAAUGUCAAAAAGUCGUUCUGUCAAUAAGUUAACAGAUAGUCAGAAUAUCAUAA
Uranotaenia lowii is the source of this 1701-nucleotide messenger RNA. RefSeq lists its product as uncharacterized. NCBI's taxonomy places the organism in Eukaryota, Metazoa, Arthropoda, Insecta, Diptera, Culicidae. The record is from RefSeq and is a predicted model, not a curated record. Bases 107 to 574 code for a protein of 155 amino acids. The transcript has 2 exons.